Messenger RNA from Lathyrus oleraceus (garden pea), 572 nucleotides. RefSeq names its product NAD(P)H-quinone oxidoreductase subunit 1, chloroplastic-like. Bases 84 to 572 code for a protein of 162 amino acids. Gene Ontology annotation, molecular function: NADH dehydrogenase activity. The record is from RefSeq and is a predicted model, not a curated record. Gene Ontology annotation, biological process: aerobic respiration. NCBI's taxonomy places the organism in Eukaryota, Viridiplantae, Streptophyta, Magnoliopsida, Fabales, Fabaceae. The transcript has a single exon. Gene Ontology annotation, cellular component: membrane.
AUUAGUUAAAAGAAUGAAAUUGGUUGAUAUUAUGACAAUACUAGGUAGCAUAGAUAUCAUUAUGGGAGAAGUUGAUCGUUGAAAUGAUAAUUGAUACAACGAAAGUCCAAGAUAUAAACUCCUUCUCCAGAUUGGAAUCUUUCAAAGAGGUAUAUGGAAUUCUAUGGAUACUUGUACCAAUUUUGAUUCUUGUCUUGGGAAUCUCACUAAGUGUACUAGCAAUUAUAUGGUUAGAAAGAGAAAUAUUUGCAGGGGUACAACAACGUAUUGGACCUGAAUAUGCUGGUCCUUUUGGAAUUCUUCAAGCUCUGGCAGACGAAACAAAACUACUAUUCAAAGAGAAUCUUAUUCCAUCUAGGGGAGAUAUUCGUUUAUUCAGUAUCGAACCAUCCCUAUCAGUCAUAUCCAUUCUAAUAAGUUAUUCAAUAAUUCCCUUUGACUAUAACUUUGUUUUAUCUGAUUUAAAUAUAAGUGUUUUUUUAUGGAUUUCUAUUUCGAGUAUUGCUCCCAUUGGACUUCUUAUGUCAGGAUAUGGCUCAAAUAAUAAAUAUUCCUUUUCGGGUGGUCUAUAA